Messenger RNA from Sphaeroforma arctica JP610, 2624 nucleotides. RefSeq lists its product as hypothetical. Bases 241 to 2580 code for a protein of 779 amino acids. Gene Ontology annotation, biological process: regulation of transcription by RNA polymerase II; mRNA splicing, via spliceosome. Gene Ontology annotation, molecular function: RNA polymerase II transcription regulatory region sequence-specific DNA binding; DNA-binding transcription factor activity, RNA polymerase II-specific. Gene Ontology annotation, cellular component: spliceosomal complex; Prp19 complex. NCBI's taxonomy places the organism in Eukaryota, Ichthyosporea, Ichthyophonida. The record is from RefSeq and is a predicted model, not a curated record. The transcript has 14 exons.
UAUAUAUAUAUACAUACAUAUACAAAUACAAAUACAUAUCGACGUUUACUACUUGCAUGAAUAGGCUGUGCUAGUACCUACGAAGUAUAUCUACCUACAUAGCUCAUGGGAGUGGUGUCGCUUCUAUUGGUACACCCAUACAACCACGCAUAUCAGACCACCAUACUAACGCUAGGCUAGCAAGGCACUUCUUGGUUACACACGCACCUUCAGUGUGUGUGUUGUUAAAACCACCUCACUAUGCGUAUGAUAGUCAAAGGAGGUGUGUGGAAAAACACCGAGGAUGAGAUCCUCAAAGCAGCCGUGAUGAAAUACGGCAAGAACCAAUGGGCCCGUAUUGCGUCUCUGCUGCACCGUAAGACAGCCAAACAGUGCAAAGCCAGAUGGUAUGAAUGGCUUGAUCCGAGUAUAAAGAAAACGGAAUGGACACGAGAGGAAGAAGAGAAGCUUCUGCACCUGGCCAAGUUGUUCCCUACGCAAUGGCGUACCAUUGCACCGAUGAUUGGCCGGACGGGGGGGCAAUGCUUAGCUCACUAUGAGUAUCUGCUGGAUCAGGCGCAGCAGAAGGAGGACGGCAUGGAAGAGGCCGAUCCACGCAAACUAAGGCCGGGAGAAGUCGACCCCAACUCAGAGUCCAAACCCGCCAGGCCUGAUCCCGUAGAUAUGGAUGAGGAUGAGAAGGAAAUGCUAAGUGAAGCUCGAGCACGUCUGGCGAACACCGUCGGUAAAAAGGCCAAACGAAAGGCACGAGAGAAACAGUUGGAAGAGGCCCGCCGGUUGAGUAUGCUGCAGAAACGCCGCGAAUUAAGAGCCGCUGGGGUGGAGUUAAAGAAGCGUCAGAAAUUCGGCAAGCAUCGGAUCGAUUACAAUGAGGAGAUACCCUUCGAAAAGAAGGUUCCUGUAGGCUUCUACGACACCUCGAACGAGCGAGUGAUGGAGAGUAACACUGAGUUCAAAGCCAAAACUUUAGAGCAACUGGAAGGCAAGCGCAGAGAUAAGGAGGAAGCCGAACUGCGGAAAAAAGACAAGGAGAAGAGUAAGGACAGGAAGAGCAAAGCGAUGGGAGAGGCUAUUAAACUGCUUAAUAAGGAUAACGAACCACAACGUAAGAGGACCAAAUUGGUGCUACCUGCGCCCCAGGUAUCGGACGCUGAACUAGAACGUAUCGUCAAAGUGGGUGCGCAAUCUAUGGCCAUAUCAGACGAGGCGGAUGGUGAAGUCACAGGCGAACUUCUCAGCGACUAUUCCGCCACUCCUGCAUCAGUCAUGCCCACACGAACGCCUCGGGUGCCACAAGCGGAGGAUACCAUCCUCAAAGAAGCGCAGAACUUAAUCGCACUCACCAACACGGAAACGCCCUUGCUCGGGGGUGCUAAUGUUAAUCUCAACAAUUCGAGUUUCAAGGGCCUUACCCCCGCACGAAGUGUUUUACAGACACCCAAUACCGUCUUGGGGACACCUGCACAUCCCGGGUCUGUUUUACCCGGUCAAGCGCCUUCAAUACCAAUGACUCCGCGAUUGGGUGACGGUCGUUUGGCGCCCACACCCGCACGAGACUCAUUGAGGAUCAACCGAUUCGAUUCGGGAGAGACGCCGGGUUCUGUUUCCAGAAAUGAGAUGAUGAACAACAAAACGGGACUGCUGGCUGGCCUCAGAGCACUGCCCAAACCAAAGAACGACUUCGAAGUUGUUGUCCCAGAUAUGAUGGAGGACGCAGGUGAAGACACGACAAUGAUGCGAGAAGAAGACGCAGAGGAAAUUGAAGCGCAACGACAGGCCGCGGAGGCGAAAGCGUUGGAACUCGAACUGUCCCGAAGAUCGGAAGCGCUCAAGCGCGGUUUGCCCAGACCCUCGAGAGUGAAUGCACAGGCUGGCGUUGCUGACCUGUCGGGUCAUGUCACCGAUCUCCACUUUGCGGAUGUGCUUAUUUGUAAAGAGAUGGUACAACUUCUCAGACGCGAUGCUAAAAAGUACCCUGUCGGUGGGCAUCGGCCCAAGAUCGGCGGAAAUGUUUCCGAAGUUAGCGAUGAGGAUCUGCAGAAUGCGCGUGAGCUGUUAGCGGAGGAGUCUAACCUCAUAUUACAGGAAGCAAUGGGCGACAUGGCCAUGGCUGAGUUUGAGAGGUUUUGCGUGGAAACAUGGGAGAAGAGCCGGAACCAAAUUACCUACAUACCUACUCAGAACAAAUUUGGACGUGUGACUCUGGCAAAACCUGAAGAAAGAUUAGCGGCUCGGAAGGAAGAGUUCAAGAGUAUCAUGGACAGGCUCAAAAAAGACGGCUACAAAAAGGCCGCCAAAUUGGAGAAGAAGGCAGCUAUGUAUACUUCUGGGUUCCAGAAACGAGCCGAAACGCUCAAGGAAGAAAUUAAGACAGCAAACGAACAACUGUUACAGGCCAGUAUUGACUACAAGUGCUUCACUGCACUACGCGCAGCCGAGCAAGCGUCUAUUACCGGCAGAGUAGAGGCAUUGGAAAGGGAAACGCAGCGUCAAGAGAAGCUGUUGGCCGCCGAACAAGAGAGAUACUCAGAACUUGUGUCGAGGCGCGAACACCUCCAGUCCACUAUAGCUAGCAGUUAGACUACAGAUAUCAAUAAAAUCGUCUGAAAUAUGUACGAAGACUC